Messenger RNA from Hymenoscyphus albidus, 5363 nucleotides. NCBI's taxonomy places the organism in Eukaryota, Fungi, Ascomycota, Leotiomycetes, Helotiales, Helotiaceae. The record is from the annotation of a GenBank genome assembly.
GCUUAUGAAUAUGACAUUUUACAGAAUUCUGUCAAUGAGUUGGGGCUUCAUCAAGGUCAGGUACUAAGUACAGUACUAGACAUUGCCUUAAUACCUAGCAUCUCGUACUAUGUAUAAACACAUGCCUCGGUAUGAGGUGAGAUUGGUCAAGUUCCUGCGGGAUUUGCCCAGGCAUUAGGUACGAAGUACGAGAACAUUAUUUAGCGGGGUAGCUUCCAGGUCAGGCUAAAUCCUCUCUCACUCGAUCGGAUCAGGACAAUGGAAAGAGAAAAUCCCAGGCAAAUCCGCCAUCUAUUCUCAAUGAUAAAACAACGUCUGCUCCAUAUGAAUCCCCCUUCUCCAAUAUCUCCCCAGCAUAUUAGUCUUCUGCUAUCUUUUGUUAUCAUACACCUCAAAGUGCUCACACCACCGAUGAGACCAGAAACCUCAAAAGGAGAGGAUAUCCAUUAACCCUAUUCUGGUACAUCGAAGUAGCCAUUCAAGGGCUAUAAAAAGUAAUGUGUAUCGUCGACAUGAAACAUGACAUCGUCAAAGCAAACGCCAUUGCUUGUAAAGGUCCCACGCUGCCUCAUAAGAAUCACCCAAACUGGAAUCGAGUAUUCAUGUUGAUAUCCUUCAUUGAGUGGGAGGAACAUAGUUGAUCGGUCUCCUGUAGAAGAGGUGAGCAUCCACCCGGGACCCUCGGAAACUCAUCGCGACUUACUUGAAUAGCAGAAUGUGCGGCUCUGGUUCAUGGACUUCGUAGUGCUCCCAUCCAAGACUCUGCGGACAAAGGUCAGCGUGAUUUCGACACAUCGAUCUCAUCCGUCAUCGCCUACCUGUGUGAUGCCCAGGGCUCGCCAUUCCUCCUCCCACAACAGCUUCAAGGUACCCUUAGAGGGGUCGUGGUAUUCCUUGGGGAUCGCCUUGAGCAUAUUCUUUGGCAAUUGAACAUGUCGGUACUCGUAGUCAUCGUCCGAGUAUCUGAAGUUGUGUUAGUGGUGGCUGGUGCCGGCGUUCACCAAGUCGCAAAGGUCGCGCAGACUAAGGUCGCGCAGACUCACCGAGCGGAGUAGUGGAUGGAGUCGAUGAACUCUUCGAGGCGCGCCUUUUCGUUUUCCGAUAGUGGGCGUGGAACCUUAUUUCUUCUGUUAUAUUCCAUGUCCGCCAUCUUCUCCCUUCCGGAUCUGUGUUCUAGCAAACGUGCUGGUGCUGCAAAGGUCGGGGCGGCUGUCAGACCUAAUGGCGGGGCAGACGCGACGUAGUUGAGCCGAAGUCGCAACCUCUCGACGAGGAUCCAGUGUAGAUGGAGGACUGAGAGGGUGGGAAAUUCACCACCGUGCGUAGAAUGGGAGUUGGUUUUGGGGCGGCGCAGAAAAUAUGGCAGUACUUGGCCGGGGAAACAGUGGUACAAAGUUGGGGAAAGGGGGGAAGGUAUUCAAAGGUUCGUCUGUGUUUUGGUCGCUGGAACAGUGGCCGAGGCAAGCAGCAAAGUGGAUUGGGGGAAUUCAAGUAACGAUGCUGUUGCACAUGGAGCCACGGGGUGUCAAGUACUGUAAGCGGUACCGCAAGGAAACUAGUCGGGCCGUGUUUAGCAGAGAAGCGAAUGAUGUGAUGGGGUGAACUCUUUUGUCGAAAUGAAGAAGUUCAAGUCCCCAGACCUUCCAAUGUUUAUUAUUCCCGUUGAUGCCUGGUUGCGGCCUUGCAUUCGAGGCGGCAAACCUUGGCUGGGCUAGGGUGAUCCAUCACCCCCAGAGAUCAGGCCAGUGCAGCCAACCAGGUGCCAACCAGCUAGUCGUAGUGCAGCGUGGUAGAGAGAGAGAGAGCACUGAGCAGCCGACACAAUACCUGCAAUAUCCCAUACGGAGAAAGUGCCAUUUUACUCGCAUCCAGCGUGCAUUCACUGCUGAGCAGUAAUCAGUAAUUGCGUCAUUUCUUCCCAAUUUGCCUGUGGCAGAGACGUUCGUUUGCGAGCAUCCAGACACAACCACAUUCAUCGAUUUUCGCGGUGCUCCCGUCCCGUCCCCCCUUCAUCGCAGAAAACAUCCCGGCCAAAGCUGGAGACUCUACAACGCGCAUCAACUCUCACCUGCACGCGUUGCGGGGAGCCAUUGUACCAUCACCACCAUUUGCAGGAGCCGACCCAUCACCCUGAGAAAUCCGAAUUUCGGCUGCGAUCCAAAAAUCGUCGCAUUCGAGGCGCACGAUGAGUUCCAAGCGCAAGUCCAACAGCGGCUCCGUGCCUGCUGGCCUGGAUCUGGACGACCCGGCAGCAAAGAGAAGAAAGCUCCCGAGUGUAAGUAAUUUUCUCCUUCGAGUGCGAUGCGAUGCGCCGAGCGCAUGCGGCAGAAAUUCGUGGUAGAGUCGUUUGUGCUUUGGUGGGUUAUUGGCGGUGCUGGGCUGGUCGCAGGGCUGGCUAUUCAAUCGGCGCACCGCAACACCUAUCUACCUUGUUGGAUUUGGCACUUUGCGACCUGCCUCGAUGCGAGCAAUGCGAACAACAGCACAGGACAGGACCACGAUGCUGACAGUCUCUGCCCUUUAGGACAAUAUCAAUACUUCGCAGGCGGAAACACCAGAGACCACGACGCAACAUGGCUUGAAAUUGGUCGAGACCAUCAAGAAGACCGAGGAUAAGAGGUAGGUCAUCACUCUCACAAGCUCCUUUUGCGCUAGCCGACUACUCCUUCAGCCUCGUGUGCGGACAAGUACUUGGUAUCGCUGCACGUCGUUGCCCUUCCCUACAUCACCUCUCGAUAUGCAUCCUUUGCAUGAGCGUUUGCCAUGUAUACCACGCCUAGGAAUAAUGACUGACCGAGUUGUCACAGUGGACGAGUUAUCUCGACGACUUUCCUCACACUUCCAAAUCACCGCCAGUUUCCCGACUACUACAAGGUCAUUAAGAUGCCAAUUGCGCUAGACACCAUUCAGGAGAAAUUGCUGCGACGAGAGUUCGGGAACCUGACACAGCUCGAGAGCUAUUUCAAACGCAUGAUAGCAAAUGCAAAGGAAUAUAAUCAAAGGGGCUCAGAGGUGUAUGAAGAUGCCGAAAGACUAAGAAAAGCUUUGAGCAAUUUUAUGACCAAGACGAACCCGGCAUAUAAACUCAUCCCCGGCUAUGCGGCAGUUCCUACACCUUUACCAGGUGACGGACAAGCAAGUGAUCUUGAGGAUGCUGAGGGAGAGCCAGAUUCGGAUGCCGAAGCAGAAGCGACUGUUCAGGUAAAGAAAUCACGGAGUAGGCCCAAGGCUCAACCCAAAUCCAAGUCACAUACUCCUCGACGAACCGAUACCCCCGCGGCAGCCGAUAGUCGUGCAGCAAAAUCAGGCUUUUCAAAACUCACAUUCCAACAAGCACAAGAGAAGAUAUUGGAGGAUCUUAUUGCAGAAAAGGAGCGACCCGAGUAAGUUGCCUUAAUAUACGAGGCCGUAAAAUGCCAGCUAACAAGAGAUAGUGACGAUUUUACUACUUUCGAAGUGUUUGUUGACUUGCCUGACCGUAGUUUACGGGAUUACUACAAAAUCAUUCAAACCCCGGCAAGUUUGCGCUCAGUGCAAAAGAAAGUAAAGGGCUCAGCAGGAGUAAGUGAAUUCAAAACUUGGGCGGCCUUUGAAAAGGAAAUGAAGUUGAUCUGGAACAACGCUUGGAAGUAUAACGAAGACGGUAGUGAGAUUUCCGACUUAGCCAGAGAACUCCAGACGCACUUCAACGAAUUAUUCAAAGAAGCCAAGCAAUCGGUACAAGAACCUCCUCCUGCGCCUAAGAUCAAGCUGAAGGUGCCCGAGCCGGCUCCAAAGAUAACCUUGAAAUUCGGUAGCAGAGGUAGCCCGGCUGCUGAGACCACUCCCGCUCCACAAACAAAUGGGGCAAAUGGCACUCCAGCCAAUGGAACACGCCGAAAUCCCUUUGGUGCAUCUGGAGCUGCCGCCCCGGCCCCAAGCCUUGAUCAACUUGAACGUGCAAGAAGCACUUCAGGAUCUGCGCAAUCCCCAACACCUUCAAACUCUGGCGUCGUCAAGAAUGAAGAAGUAGCUCGCAACUCACCGGCAGUUUCCGCAGCAGUUGCCAAUCCCCGUGCAAGUAGCCAAACGGCGGUCUCAACUCCAGGUCUUCCGGUCAUGCCUCCCCCAUCUACCCCAGGUGUACCCGCUAAUAACAUGUACUCGGCGGGCGGGUACGCCACGUCCUUCCAACACCAACCCCAAUACCAGGCACCGAAGCCGGUAACCGAGUCGAGAUUCCGACUACCUGGAAAGGGCAAGUUCCACAAGACCCUUUUCGCUACUUGGUUCUCUUACUAACACAUUUGUAGGUGCUGCAGAUGCUAUGAUCACCAAUCUAACCAUCGCAACUCACCCCGGACUUAACAUUACUCGUCAUUUCCGCAUGGAUCUGCCACCUUCAGAAACCAUGGCUCAGCAAUCAAUCACAAUCAACCUUCCUCACACUCACUACUAUCUCCAGAUCAGACCCAUGAUAUCCCCCAGUCUCCUUCAACGAUACCAUAAGCUUUUUGCUACAUCUGGCGCUCAGAGAUUGCACACCAUUUCUGCGAUUCCAGGACAACAGCCAGAUCCUCAGCAUCCUCUUUUCGAAGCUCGUCUGGUUCCGGGAGUCAACCGAAUUGAAAUUGAAUUGAUCGCCGCCUUGCCCAAGGGAACCAAGAGACCUAAUGGACAAGAAGCGGAGCUUGAGAAAAUUAGCAUAUUUGCAAAUCUGUUGAAGGACCCUCAGCAAAGAUGAAUAAUAGACUUGUAUUAGUAGAUAACCUUUCUCUAAUGAUGAUUACAGGUGACAUAACUUUUUCUUGGGGGUCUCGUUUCCAAGCAAGACAAGGCAGUGUGUGUUUUGUUUGUGGAUAAUCCCCUUUUUUCUUCAAUUCGCUUUCUAUGCUGGUGCGGGCGAAUCUGGCCCAGUUCAUUUGGGAUGGAGGGAUUCAGUCUGACAAGUCUGGGGGGGGGUUUUUUUCUUACGUCUGUUGAGCAGAUUUUUCGGGCGUUUGUAUAUUAAGCUUUCAUGGACUGAAAUUGUGAGGACUCGGUUUCUUUUCUUAGGAUGGGUUGAGUUGGAUGGAUGAGGAGGAAGUGAGUUGAUUGAUGGAGAAAUGGAUGGAAAGAGGGAAUGGAAAGAGGGAUCACAGACCCCCUUUUCUUUUUGGUUGGUAUGGUAAUGUUAGGGAGAUAGUGGGGCAUAAAGAUUUUGUGAAGUUGUGGAUUCUUGCUGUGUGCUUGUGCUUGUGCUUGUGAGGGGGUUUGAGUGUGGUGGUUUGUGGGAUGGAGUGGUGUGUUGAUGUGAUGGAGUGUAGAUGUGAUGUGAUGUGAUGUGAAAUGAUUUGAUGUGAAUUUCGUUGAGAAUUUUUUUUGAGAGAUUUGGGAGAUUUGAG